AUGUCGACAAAUGGCCACAACUACGACAACUUCAACCCACAUAGCGAGCCUGAGUCACUCUCACCUCCUCCAGGGGGUAGCAUUGCGCUAUUCGCCUCCAUCACCGCUGUUCGACCCUGGAUCACGUCGUCAUUCGAAGAGGUGCGCUUGCGGGCAUACCAACCUGGCAAGGUCCCUCCCAUCACAUGCGCCACCUGGUCGACUUCAGCUCCUCCAGCCUUCGGCGACUUAGGCUUCGGCAUCAAGUACGCGCGGCUCCCAUUUCCGCAUGAAGUACGACGCAUACCACUAGCUCCAUCAUUCGACGGACUUUUGCUUGAAACGGUCAAGUUCGAGGCUUCGACAAGAACAAUUCCACUCCCCGAUGACCAGCCUGAGGCCUUCCGGAUGUACUCUCACUGGCUAUACACUCGCAUGAUCUUCAGUCCUGGUUCUGGAAGCCUAACAAGCAAAGACUACCCUUUCCUGGUGCAAGCUUAUACACUGGGUGACAAACUUCUCGACACAAGCUUCCAAAACAUCAUCAUCGACACUUUCAUCUCCACGCUCCUGAGCACUCAUUCCUUCAACGUAGACAUCACAAACGCAGUCUACGAGCAUUACCUCCGAGGUAUCAGCACUAAGGAGGUUAUGGUGCGAUGUCUACGCUUGGUGUGGCGAUUCGUCCUGGCUUCAGAGGACCGAUCUGAGUGA
Molecule: messenger RNA, 693 nt
Organism: Recurvomyces mirabilis
Lineage: Eukaryota; Fungi; Ascomycota; Dothideomycetes; Mycosphaerellales; Teratosphaeriaceae
Exons: 2
Coding region: 1-693 (230 amino acids)
Source: RefSeq, a predicted model, not a curated record